GAAUGAUAGAAAGUGGAACAGACAGAAAUGCAAAAAAACACAGUAAGAAAACCCUAGAGAAUACAAAAAGAAAGGGCCGAGAAUCUAAUAAUUCGGGUUCUGAAUCUAGAAAUACGUUAUUUAAAUUCAAUAACUACACUCGAAAAACUGCCAGGAACAUUCCUCUUUUACAUAAUGUUACAUUUGAAAUUCCAAAAAAUAAUCUUGUUGCAUUAAUAGGUCUCAGUGGAGAAGGAAAAUCCACACUGUUUGAAAGCAUAGCCGGCAGGUGCAAUAGAUCGCAUAUAACAUACGGAGAAGUUCUAACAUCAAGAAGAAAUGGUGGGUAUGUUCAAAGGGAUAUAGAAAAGUGGAUAAAAAAUGUAAACUACCAUAGACAGGAAGUAACUCAGUAUAAAAAAAUACCUGUUUAUAAUUUGCUUUGUUCAAUUGCAAAGUGCUAUGGAAAGAAUACGGAUGUAAUUGACAAGCUACUAACGCACUUUCGGGUGGCUAAGACCAGACACAAUUUAUUUUCAAAGCUUUCUGGAGGAGAGCAGAAGAGAGUUAUGACUAUAAUUGGUAUAAUUAGUGAGAAGGAGCUAAACCUAUGGGAUGAGCCGCUUACUGGCCUUGACUCAGAAAUAGCUAAAAAGACUCUUAAAUUUAUGAAGGAGAACAAUUCCACUAAUAUUGUAAGUAUCCAUCAGCCUUCUGAAGAGCUAAUGAAUUUAUUUGACUGGGUUAUUUUUAUGCACUCUUCUACCGUCGUAUACUCUGGCCCAUAUAGUAGAAUGCAGGCGUAUUUUGAAGAGAAUGGGGUGGUUAAAGAGGAAAAUAUUAUGUUUGUGAACUAUUUAAUGAGGCUAAGUGCAGACAGCCCAGAAAACCAAAUAGACAGAAAUAAUAUAAAAGUACUGAAUAACCUAACAAACACAAUUCUGUCCAGGCCAAUGGGCGAAAAAUCAUUAGGGAAUCUUUUUAUUGCCAAAUCCUUUAAUGUUAGCCCUACGCGUGUAUAUGAAAUACUCUCUAGAUCCUUGUACUUUGACAAGGGGUUCAGAGGAUCUUCUAUCGCAUACGAGGUCAUGUAUUAUAUAUUUUGCCUGAUAGUUUUAAUGCUAGGUUUUACCAUAGUCGAAAGGAGCAUUUUAUCCACAAAUGAUAGUAUUUUUAGGUAUAGCAUUUUUGACCCAAUAUACACACUACUGGACAUUUUCAAUAGCAACACUAUUGGCACAAGUACUAUGCCUGAAGAGCACCACAAUACAUUUUUAGAGUGCAUAAAGACAAAUGCUGCUGCAAAGUGGCUAUUUGGUGCCGUUACAUUCUUUCAAAGCGAAAGAUCAAUUACGUUUAUAAGCAUGGCCAGUUUGUUCUGCAAUCUAACCAACAUAGACUACUUUAGACUCUGCAAAAUAAAUAUUGCAGAGGGGCAGUUUACUGUUGCAGAUUUUAUAUGCGCACAUAUUGUGGAGAUUGUUUGCAGGAAAAUAUGUAUUGCAUUUAUAUUUGGCAUGUUCUCGUAUAUGAUUGCUUAUGGAUCUUUUGUAGAGGAAGCCAUUCAAGCAAUCAUGCCGCCAAAUUACUCCGAUGUUCUUUUAGUGUGCAUUGUAACAUCGAUACUUAUGGGUGUGUAUAUUUUCUCAAUACAGUGUUUACCAACCUCUUCCAAGGUAUACAUGUACAUUGCACUUAUUAUUCUCUUAUUUACACAGACAAUAAUUAAGCAAAUAGAGGUACUUGAAGUAUUCAUAGACAGUAAAACCGCGAAUUUAAUCAAUGGGCUGCUUAAAGGUGAGCUGAGUGCAGAAGACAUGGCGCUGACACAAAACCAAGACUACCACCCUUUUUAUGACUUGAAGAUGUACAUGAUGCAGUCAACUCUGUUCAUUGACAAGUUAAUUGAUACAAUUCAGUCCAACGGAGAAAAUGGAUUUAGAUGCACUAUGCUAAUGUGGAGUACAAGUCUUCUAAAAUUCCUUUAUAAAAUGGGGCCAUUUGGAAUUACAGAAGAACUACUUACUAAGCUACGGUUAUAUAGAAAUAGCUUGUACCAGGUACCAGAUGCCGAUGCACUGGCCACGUACAUGAUGCUAAGGAUUAAAGAUUCUGAAAGCAAUCUCAACAAAAAAGAGUUUAUAGAGUACGCAAGCAAAGUAAAUUAUAUAGAAAGAAUGUGCUAUCCAUUCAGUGCACACGAACUGUUCCAGCCUACGGAAAAGAUUCAAGAUGUAACCAAAUUCGAUCUUAUAAAAUGCAUAAUGCGUGUGUUAAUUAUACCAAUUAUAUUUUUAAUUAUUGCUAUAUUCCUACGAUAUAGACAACUACAACCCAAAAUUAGAAGUUAA
Messenger RNA from Nematocida parisii ERTm1, 2330 nucleotides. RefSeq lists its product as uncharacterized. The record is from RefSeq and is a predicted model, not a curated record. The transcript has a single exon. The annotation marks the transcript as partial. NCBI's taxonomy places the organism in Eukaryota, Fungi, Microsporidia. Gene Ontology annotation, molecular function: ATP binding; ATP hydrolysis activity.